AUGAGUAAUUCAGAAGAAAUUGAUAAGGAAAAUGAAGAUUUUAAAAAAGCAUAUAAUAGGAUAAUAAUAAAAAAUAGGAUAUUAAAUGAAAAGGAUAACAAUCAUAUAAAUAAUAUAUUUGAGAUAAGUAAAAUUAAUGAUUAUAACUUAAUAAUGUAUUAUGAAUACAUAUUAAAGUUAUCUUUUUUUAGCAGUAAUGUAAAUGUUUUACAUAUGCAUAGAUUAGUGAAAUCUGAAUAUGAAAAAGAAUUUGAAGAAGUAGCAAAAUGCUUGAAGAGUAAUAUAUUAAUUAGCUUACGAGAUACUAAUGAAAUAGACACAAAUGGAAAUAUAAUUGAAUACUUUUUAAAAAAUUAUGAUCAAAUAAAAAAUUUUGAAUACACAAUUGGAAAUGCAGAUUAUCCAUUAGGAUUUGAAAAAAACACUAAUGGAAUAUUUCAAGUUUUCUUAUUUAAAGUUGUUCCCAAUAAAACUCUUUUAUUAAAUAAAAAUAAUUUUCAUUUUAUGACAAAAGAAGAAAUACCUCAUAACUAUGAUUCAAUUGCUAUAGAGAAAAGUUUAUAUUAUGAAAUUAAUAAUUCACAAGAUAAAAAAAGAAUAAAUAUAAAUAAUUACAGUAAUACUACAUGUAUAAAUAAUAAUGGAUAUUACAGCUAUAUUUAUAAAGUAAAAAAUUCUGAGCAAAUAUUACCUUUAUAUUUAAUUGAAUUUGAAUUCAAAUGUUUGCGUAUUGAUGUCAGUAUCCCAUCAUGUGAAUACUGUUAUACUGCUAGAGCGAUUUUUUAUUGUUAUAAUGAUAAAGCUCAUUUGUGUGAUACUUGUGAUAUGAAGUAUCAUGAGAAAAAUAAAAUUUUAAAAAAUCAUAAAAGAAUUCAUAUAUCUGAAUCUCCAUAUCAAUUUGGCAAAUGUCCCUAUCAUCCUCAUGAAUUAGUAGAAAAUGUUUGUAUGAAAUGUUUUUAUAGUCUUUGUUCAAAUUGUUUAUUAAUAGGAAAUCAUUCUAGUAACAAUUAUCGUAAUCAUCCAAUAACAAACAUAAAAGAUGCUUUUAUUUUGUCAAAUAGAAAAAGAUCAUUAAGUGAAAUAAAUUUAGAAAAUAGAAAAAGUAGAAUAUUAAAUUUAUUAAAAAAAAAACAUAAAUUGUUAUCUGAAAUUUAUUCAAAUUAUACCUCUUUACAAAAAAGGAUUGACACUUUAUAUAAAUAUAUUAUAAAUGAAUUAAAAACAGUAAAAAAAAAAAAGGUGGAUUUUUUAAUGGCAUUAAAAAGAUCCAUUUUAUCUGAAUUAUUAAUUAUUGAAUGGACAGAAGCUUUUUUUUUUCAUACAAAGUUAUCUUUGAAUUUAUCAGAUUUCAUUUUAUAUCAGAAAAAACAUGAACUUCUUACACAUUUUUUAACAUCAAAAACAAAAGAAAUAAAUUUAGUUAAAUAUACUCCUCAAUGGAUAUUUCAAAAAGUUUUUAUUAAUUCUGACUUAUAUAUAUAUGAGGACAAUUUUUAUAAAUUAAACUUAAGUAAUAAUAAAAAUAUAGAUUUAAUAAUAAAAGAUAAAAAGGAUAAAGAAAAUAACUUUAAAAUUAAUGAAAAUAAAUUAGAAUCUAUAUAUAAUUUCACUAAUAUAUUUAACAAUAAAGAUAAACAUUUAGGAAUACAUGAAGACAUAAAAUUAAGUAGCUUAUUAAAUGAUCAGGAAAAAGGAGAUGAAAAUGUGAAAUAUUCUAAAUUAAUCAUUAAGAAUGAUAAAAAUAAUGAUUCUUUAACAGAAAAAUAUAUUUGCGAUAUAGAUGAAGAUGAUAUAAUAAAAGAUAUUCAUGAAGAUAAAAUUAUUGAUGAUGAUAAAUUAUUUAAUAAAUAUGGAAUAGAAAAACAAAAUAUUGAUGAAAUUAUAAAAAUCAAAAACAAUUACUCUUGUAUUGAUGAGAUAACUAAUGAUAAAUUAGCUAAUUGUAAUUUUCUCUUUAGAAUUUUCAAAAAUGAAAAGUUAUUAGAAAAAUCAAUUUUAAAAAAUUCUUAUGUUUAUAAUGAAUUAUGGAAAAAUUUGUUAAAUUAUAAAUAUAUAAAUAUCAUACACAUUUUAAAGGCAAAAUAUAGUUAUAAUACAUUAGAAUUAGUUUCCUCAUUUUUAAAUAUAUCAAAUUAUCACAAUAGCUUAGAAGAUUUUGUUAAACAUAUAAUUAAACAUGAAAUAUAUACAUUAUUACAAAAAAAUAUUGAUUAUCAUACUAAAAUGAAAGUUACUCAAUUAAUGGACAAUGUAACCACUUUGUUAUGUAUUCAAAAUUUUAAAUUAUCAUUUAUAAUUGAUAAACAUAUACAAAUGUGUUUUUCAGAGAUAGAAAAAAAUGAAAAACAACUUUUAAUAGAUAUUGAAAAUGUAAAAAAUGAUAGUACCGAAUUAUAUAAAACAUUUUUAGGUCAAAAAGAAAAAUGUAAAUUAAAUAUAAAAAAAGAAAAUAAUGAAAAUUUAAAAGUGAAAGCAAAUAAUUUUAUUGAGGAAUUAGAAAAUGAAUUAAAUAAUGAACAAAAAAUGAAUGAAAAUAAAGAAAAAGAGAUUGAUAAUAUAGAAAGUGGAAAUAAAAUUUUAUCAAAAAAAUGCAAUAUAUAUGAAGGGGAGGAUAUAUUAGCAGAUGAUAAAUGGUCAAGAGAUAAACUUCAAAAAAAAAAUAAUGAAAAUAUAUAUGAAAAAGAAAAAGAUGAAUUGGUAAUAUUAAAAAAAAUAAAAGAAUAUAUGUAUGUUUAUAUAGAAAAGCUAAUAAAUGAUUUAACGAAUAUAGCUCAUAAAGACUUAAAUGGAAGUAUACGAUUUAUAUUUUACUUAAUACAUGACGAAAUUGACGGAAUAAAUAAAAACACAAUAAAUGAAAAAAAGUUUAGUAUACACACUUUAACUUUGUGCUUAGAUUUAUUUAUUAAUUCAAUUUUAUAUCCAUAUAUAUUUUAUGUCCAUGAACAAAAUGUAAAUAAAUCUUUAAUUAAAAGUACUUUAUACAAAAAGGUCCUAAUAAUAUUUGGUCAAACAUUGAGAGAAAUUUCCAUUUUCAUCUUUCAAAUAUAUAAUUUAGGUAUGUAUGACAAUAACAUAAAAGUUUUUAUAAACAAUAUUAAAAAUAAUAAAUUAUUGAAGAAUAAAAUAACUAAUGAAAAUAUGUUUUUUCUAGAUGUUUCUCAAAAGCUCUUUAAUUGGAUUAUUAAAAACUUAGAAGCACCUCGUUAUUAUUCUCCAUUAAAAUGGAAUCUCAAUGAAGACAUAGAAAAAAGCUAUCAAAAAAUAGCAAGAGAAGUUAUAAAUAUAGAUAAAUCAUCGGCAGAGUUUUGUAUUAAUGAAAAUGUAGAUUAUAAUAUAUUAUUUAGUACAAAAAACUUUAAAGAUAUUUUGACACUGUGUUAUUCCAUAGUAGAAUAUAUUUAA
Plasmodium gallinaceum is the source of this 3405-nucleotide messenger RNA. RefSeq names its product conserved Plasmodium protein, unknown function. Bases 1 to 3405 code for a protein of 1134 amino acids. Gene Ontology annotation, molecular function: zinc ion binding. Lineage: Eukaryota; Apicomplexa; Aconoidasida; Haemosporida; Plasmodiidae. The record is from RefSeq and is a predicted model, not a curated record. The transcript has 2 exons.